AUGGCAAGCAAGCUGUCUUGGGCCUGGAGCGAGGGAUCGUGGUAUGUCGUCGACUAUGCCAAGACGGGACGUUCUACCUGCAAGGAGUUCCGCUGCAAACGUAAACUCGAGAUCGGCGAGCUUCGGAUAGGCAUAGAAGCCCCUGAGCACGACCACCGAGGUAGCCAGCUUGGUUGGUAUCAUCCAUCUUGUUUGUGGAAAACCUUUGCAUACAAAUCCAAUGCCAACAGGGAAAUCAGGUCUCUAGACGACAUGUCUGGGUUUGCCACCCUCAAAGAGGGCGACAAACAACUACUGAAGGGGCUGCUCGAGGGGAGGAAUGCAGGAGAUCCCGCGGCCGAGCCGGCCACUAGUCCUGCUGCGUCGAGUGCCGCACGCCGCAAGGUGUCAGUAAAGAUUGAGGGAAACACCAUGACUCUAAGCGGCCCAACGUUUCACCUUAAGGAGGAUUUGAAGAAGUUUGGUGCAAAGUUCAAUGGUGAGACCAAAGCCUGGGUUAUCACGAAGAAAGACAAUGAUUCCUUUGAACAUGUACAGAAGUUCCUGACGGGAGAGGAUUCAGAACAAUUUGGUGGAGGGUCAAGCCCCGCAAAGCGUCAGCGUAUUUGA
Molecule: messenger RNA, 609 nt
Organism: Symbiodinium pilosum
Lineage: Eukaryota; Dinophyceae; Suessiales; Symbiodiniaceae
Source: the annotation of a GenBank genome assembly